Pungitius pungitius (ninespine stickleback) is the source of this 2057-nucleotide messenger RNA. Its product is annotated as tubulin alpha chain-like. The transcript is spliced from 4 exons. The record is from RefSeq and is a predicted model, not a curated record. Gene Ontology annotation, biological process: mitotic cell cycle; microtubule cytoskeleton organization. Gene Ontology annotation, cellular component: cytoplasm; microtubule. Bases 227 to 1579 code for a protein of 450 amino acids. Gene Ontology annotation, molecular function: structural constituent of cytoskeleton; GTP binding. Lineage: Eukaryota; Metazoa; Chordata; Actinopteri; Perciformes; Gasterosteidae.
UCAAUCAUAAAAUUUAAACUGCGUAGCUCCUGCAUCAAGUUUUACCGCUUCAAUAAGAGAUGGGGUCACGUGACUUUUGACCAAUCGAAUUCAUCACCGGGUAAGAGCAUGAAUCACCCCACUAGGAAAAAAAAACUGUCUCACUUAACACACAGCGCCUGCUAUUUUGGCUUGUCCGCUAACAAAAACACAUUUUAAUCUCGAUUUUGUUCAGCUUCAGAAAAACAUGCGCGAGUGUGUCUCCGUCCAUGUUGGUCAAGCUGGUGUCCAGAUUGGCAACGCCUGCUGGGAGCUCUACUGCCUGGAGCAUGGGAUCCAGCCGGAUGGACAGAUGCCCAGUGGGAAGACCAUCGGAGGAGGAGACGACUCCUUCAACACUUUCUUCAGUGAGACCGGAGCCGGAAAGCACGUCCCGAGAGCAGUUCUUGUGGACCUGGAGCCCACUGUCAUCGACGAGGUGCGCUGUGGGACGUACCGCCAGCUGUUUCACCCUGAGCAGCUGAUAACUGGGAAGGAGGAUGCUGCUAACAAUUACGCUCGUGGACACUACACCGUUGGCAAAGAGAUCAUCGACUUGGUGCUGGACCGGAUUCGCAAACUGUCUGAACAGUGCACCGGCCUUCAGGGCUUCCUGGUGUUCCACAGCUUCGGAGGCGGCACCGGCUCUGGCUUCACCUCUCUUCUGAUGGAGCGUCUGUCUGUCGACUACGGCAAGAAGUCCAAGCUGGAGUUCUCCAUCUACCCAGCUCCCCAGGUGUCGACCGCUGUGGUGGAGCCUUACAACUCCAUCCUGACCACCCACACCACCCUAGACCACUCGGACUGUGCGUUUAUGUUAGAUAACGAGGCCCUCUUUGAUAUCUGUCGUAGAAACCUCGAUAUCGAGCGUCCCUCUUACACCAACCUGAACAGGUUGAUCAGUCAGGUUGUGUCCUCAGUCACUGCUUCCCUCCGUUUUGAUGGCGCCCUCAAUGUUGAUCUGACAGAGUUCCAGACCAACUUGGUGCCAUAUCCCCGUAUCCACUUCCCUUUGGCUACCUAUGCCCCAGUCAUCUCUGCUGAGAAGGCUUACCACGAGCAGCUAACGGUGUCACAAAUCACCAACUCCUGCUUUGAGCCAGCUAAUCAAUUUGUGAAAUGCGACCCUCGCCAUGGAAAAUACAUGGCUUGCUGCCUUCUGUACCGUGGUGACGUGGUGCCCAAAGAUGUGAAUGCGGCCAUUGCCACCAUCAAAACCAAGCGCUCCAUCCAGUUUGUGGACUGGUGCCCCACUGGUUUCAAGGUUGGAAUCAACUACCAGCCUCCCACUGUAGUUCCUGGUGGAGACCUGGCCAAAGUCCAGAGGGCCGUGUGCAUGCUGAGCAACACCACUGCUAUUGCAGAGGCCUGGGCUCGGCUUGACCACAAGUUCGACCUGAUGUACGCCAAGCGGGCCUUCGUCCACUGGUACGUGGGAGAGGGGAUGGAGGAGGGAGAGUUCUCUGAGGCCAGAGAGGACAUGGCAGCUCUGGAGAAGGAUUAUGAGGAGGUUGGAGCCGAUAGUGUGGGAGAUGACGAGGAAGAGGGAGAAGAGUAUUAAACAGAUCUGCAUUCCCUUAUUGAUCUGUAAACUGUUACAUUUUAUCGUUGAAUAAUAAAGUCUGUUCAUUGACAGGACAAAGUGUUUUCUGUCUUCAUACUUUCAAGCUACACCUAAUUUAUCCUCGAUGGGUUACACACAUUUUACACUGAUUUUAAAUGGUUUGACUGCAGCAAUCUUUUGUCAUUCAGGAGAGUCUUCAACUGGCAAUCUAUGAAGAUGUGAAAUUGAAUCAAGUGAUUUAAGUCUGGCCUAAAGGAGUGGCGUGGUGGCCUGGCAAUCUGACUGCUGUUCUUUUACUAGACUUUAUUGUGUGUGACCUUACCCAGAAAUUAAGUCACAAUUGUACGUCUUUUAGAAUUCAAUGCCUGUUUACAGGUAUUUAUGUUUUUGCAUGUUCUUUUUGAUUCUACAUGGAAUUCUGGUGAAUAAAUGAAACGGUUUAAUUUUUUUGUUUGGUCUAAUAGUGAAUUUUUUU